CGUUUUUGUAACUUUUUAAAAUUUGUACUAUUUUGUGAGUACGUGAAAAAGAAAUUUGUAAAGAUUAAAAGAUCAUAGCAUGUUGUGGUAUUACACACUGUUGAAGGGCGCCAUCUGUGGCGUGGUGGCUGUGCUUUCGUGGGAAGAGGUUCUCUUGCGGUUCCCGUUUUUCUCCCAGCUCUGGGUAGGCAAUACUGACCACUCUCCGACCUAAAGGGACUUCUCCGUUUGCCCUUGACGGAGACACGUGGGAGUUCAGAGGAGAGCGUUCAGGGUGACUGCGAACACGAGCUCCCGGCGCUGUCCACAUCUCCCCUGGGCAGGGCCCACUGGCCCCAGCCCGGGAGGGGAGCAAGGGCGGGAGGGCAGUUGGCAGUGGCACGGCCUGGGUCCAAACCUUUAGCCCCCCACCCCGGCUGGCGCCACUCUCGGGCGGUAAAGUGAGAUAAAAGCAGGGCAAGGUUCUGUAACUCCAAAUCAGGGAGGCGCAGCUCCUACACCAACGCCUUUCCGGGGCUCCGGGUGUGUUUGUUCCAACUGUUUAAACUGUUUCAAAGCGUCCGAACUCCAGCGACCUUCGCAAAUAACUCUUUAUCUCGCGGGCGAGAGCGCUGCCCUUAUUUGCGGGGGAGGGCAACUGAACGCCGGCACCGGGGCGCUAACUGUGGCCUCCUCUCGAUCCCCCGCCUGCUGGGACCCCAGCUGGCAGUCCCUUCCCGCCCCCGGACCGCGAGCUUCUUGCGUCAGCCCAGGCGCGGGUGGGGGAUUUUCGGAAGCUCAGCCUGCGCGGCCGGCGGGGGAAGGAAGGGCCCAGGCUCUUGCCCCGCCCUUCUGGGGCGGGAGGCGGAGCGGGACAGGGGCCCGCCGGCGUGUCGCCGAUCAGCGAGUGCCGGGGAGCCCGGAGGAGCCACCGACGCCGCCGCCGCCACCAGAGCCGCCCUGUCCGCGCCGCGCCUUGGCAGCCGGAACGGGGCCGCCGUCGGGGAGCCCCAACACACGGUCCCCAGCUCAGCAUGAUGGAGUUGGAGCUGCCGCCGCCGGGACUCCCGUCCCAGCAGGACAUGGAUUUGAUUGAUAUACUUUGGAGGCAAGAUAUAGAUCUUGGAGUAAGUCGAGAAGUAUUUGACUUCAGUCAGCGACGGAAAGAGUAUGAGCUGGAAAAACAGAAAAAACUUGAAAAGGAAAGACAAGAACAACUCCAAAAGGAGCAAGAGAAAGCCUUUUUCGCUCAGUUACAACUAGAUGAAGAGACAGGUGAAUUUCUCCCAAUUCAGCCAGCCCAGCACAUCCAGUCAGAAACCAGUGGAUCUGCCAACUACUCCCAGGUUGCCCACAUUCCCAAAUCAGAUGCUUUGUACUUUGAUGACUGCAUGCAGCUUUUGGCGCAGACAUUCCCGUUUGUAGAUGACAAUGAGGUUUCUUCGGCUACGUUUCAGUCACUUGUUCCUGAUAUUCCCGGCCACAUCGAGAGCCCAGUCUUCAUUGCUACUAAUCAGGCUCAGUCGCCUGAAACUUCUGUUGCUCAGGUAGCCCCUGUUGAUUUAGACGGUAUGCAACAGGACAUUGAGCAAGUUUGGGAGGAGCUAUUAUCCAUUCCUGAGUUACAGUGUCUUAAUAUUGAAAAUGACAAGCUGGUUGAGACUACCAUGGUUCCAAGUCCAGAAGCCAAACUGACAGAAGUUGACAAUUAUCAUUUUUACUCAUCUAUAUCCUCAAUGGAAAAAGAAGUAGGUAACUGUAGUCCACAUUUUCUUAAUGCUUUUGAGGAUUCCUUCAGCAGCAUCCUCUCCACAGAAGACCCCAACCAGUUGACAGUGAACUCAUUAAAUUCAGAUGCCACAGUCAACACAGAUUUUGGUGAUGAAUUUUAUUCUGCUUUCAUAGCUGAGCCCAGUAUCAGCAACAGCAUGCCCUCACCUGCUACUUUAAGCCAUUCACUCUCUGAACUUCUAAAUGGGCCCAUUGAUGUUUCUGAUCUAUCACUUUGCAAAGCUUUUAACCAAAACCACCCUGAAAGCACAACAGAAUUCAAUGAUUCUGACUCUGGCAUUUCACUGAACACAAGUCCCAGUGUGGCAUCACCAGAACACUCAGUGGAAUCUUCCAGCUAUGGAGACACACUACUUGGCCUCAGUGAUUCUGAAGUGGAAGAGCUAGAUAGUGCCCCUGGAAGUGUCAAACAGAAUGGUCCUAAAACACAACCAGUACAUUCUUCUGGGGAUACGGUACAACCCUUGUCACCAUCUCAGGGGCAGAGCACUCCCGUGCAUGAUGCCCAAUGUGAGAACACACCAGAGAAAGAAUUGCCUGUAAGUCCUGGUCACGGAAAAACCCCAUUCACAAAAGACAAACAUUCAAGCCGCUUGGAGGCUCAUCUCACAAGAGAUGAACUUAGGGCAAAAGCUCUCCAUAUCCCAUUCCCCGUAGAAAAAAUCAUUAACCUCCCUGUUGUUGACUUCAACGAAAUGAUGUCCAAAGAGCAGUUCAAUGAAGCUCAACUUGCAUUAAUUCGAGAUAUACGUAGGAGGGGUAAGAAUAAAGUGGCUGCUCAGAAUUGUAGAAAAAGAAAACUGGAAAAUAUAGUAGAACUAGAGCAAGAUUUAGAUCAUUUGAAAGAUGAAAAAGAAAAAUUGCUCAAAGAAAAAGGAGAAAAUGACAAAAGCCUUCACCUACUGAAAAAACAACUCAGCACCUUAUAUCUCGAAGUUUUCAGCAUGCUACGUGAUGAAGAUGGAAAACCUUAUUCUCCUAGUGAAUACUCCCUGCAGCAAACAAGAGAUGGCAAUGUUUUCCUUGUUCCCAAAAGUAAGAAGCCAGAUGUUAAGAAAAACUAGAUUUAGGAGGAUUUGACCUUUUCUGAGCUAGUUUUUUUGUACUAUUAUACUAAAAGCUCCUACUGUGAUGUGAAAUGCUCAUACUUUAUAAGUAAUUCUAUGCAAAAUUAUAGCCAAAACUAGUAUAGAAAAUAAUAUGAAACUUUAAAAAGCAUUGGAGUGUCAGUACGUUGAAUCAGUAGUUUCACUUUAACUAUAAACAAUUUCGUAGGACACCAUUUGGGCUAGUUUCUGUGUAAGUGUAAAUACUACAAAAACUUAUUUAUACUGUUCUUAUGUCAUUUGUUAUAUUCAUAGAUUUAUAUGAUGAUAUGACAUCUGGCUAAAAGCAAAUUAUUGCAAAACUAACCACUAUGUACUUUUUUAUAAAUACUGUAUGGACAAAAAAAUGGCAUUUUUUAUAUUAAAUUGUUUAGCUCUGGCAAAAAACAAUUUUAAGAGCUGGUACUAAUAAAGGAUUAUUAUGACUGUUAAAUUA
Molecule: messenger RNA, 3312 nt
Organism: Cercocebus atys (sooty mangabey)
Lineage: Eukaryota; Metazoa; Chordata; Mammalia; Primates; Cercopithecidae
Gene: NFE2L2
Product: nuclear factor, erythroid 2-like 2
Exons: 5
Coding region: 1014-2834 (606 amino acids)
Biological process (GO): cellular response to oxidative stress; regulation of transcription by RNA polymerase II
Cellular component (GO): nucleus
Molecular function (GO): DNA-binding transcription factor activity, RNA polymerase II-specific; RNA polymerase II cis-regulatory region sequence-specific DNA binding
Source: RefSeq, a predicted model, not a curated record